Molecule: messenger RNA, 1746 nt
Organism: Drosophila grimshawi
Lineage: Eukaryota; Metazoa; Arthropoda; Insecta; Diptera; Drosophilidae
Product: fibrillin-1
Exons: 3
Coding region: 98-1459 (453 amino acids)
Source: RefSeq, a predicted model, not a curated record
AAACAACAGCGACUUGAGCGGGCCGCAGUGCAAUCAGAGAAGCGCUCAACUAAAAAAUAUUAGAGCCAGGAAACGAGAGAGGAGCCAUCAAUAAUCCAUGUCCGCAGUGCUGCGAUCGGUGGCUCUGCAGGCCAGUCUUCUGCUCAUCUAUUUUUGCGUGAUGCACGCCCUGGAUCUGCAACUAUACGAACAGCAACUGAAGCAGCAGCUACUCGAUGAGCAGCAGCGCCUGCAUCAGAAGGAACUGCUGCUGCAGCAACAACGGGAGCAGCAGAUCCAGCAGAGACGCUAUUCCUCAACUACAUCCACACGCAAGCCGUACAUAAUUCCACAAGGAUUAUCGCUGCCGCAACGAGGCGUGUAUCCGGAUAAAUGCUAUCGGGAAGUGCCUGCUGUAUUCUUUCAGUAUGACAAAGAAGUUAAGAUUGUGGGCAACAGCAGCACAAACCCGCACUUUAAUGUCAUCGAGGUGUGCUGCAAGGGCUGGCGACGCUACGAGUACGACUGGAGCAGGUGUGUGCCGGAUUGUGGUGAGCGGUGCCAGGAGAAUGGCUUCUGUCUGCCGGGUGGACGCUGCCAAUGCUUCGACGACUUCGUGCUCAACUAUCGGAACAACUGUGUGCCCACCUGCCCGCUGGGGUGCCCACACGGCCAGUGCUAUUUGAAUGGCACCUGCAGGUGCGAGAAGGGCUUCGAGUUGGAUGGAUCGCAACGCUUCUGCCAGCCGCAGUGCAAUGCCACCUGUGGUCACAACGAGAUCUGCCUCGAGCCGGGUAAGUGCGUCUGCGCCGAGGGCUAUGCCCGUGGUCUGCGCGAAUCGAAUGCCCUCGGCUGCCAGCCCAUGUGCAUUCCGGACUGUGGCUAUGGUCACUGUGUGGCCCCCAAUCAGUGCGAAUGCUUUCCCGGCUUUAAAAAACGCAUGAAUGGCAGCUCUUGCGAAGGCAAUUGCUACAUGCGCUGUGAGAAUGGCUUUUGUGCAAAUCAAACCACCUGCGUGUGCCAGAAUGGUUACCGAUACGAUAUCAACACCACCAGCUGCCUGCCCGAUUGUGGCGAUGACUGCCUUAAUGGGGUGUGCAUCUCACCAGGGAAUUGCCGGUGCUUCAAUGGGUAUGCGAGAAAUCGAGAGCGCUGCGACGCUGUCUGCGAUCGUGGCUGUGGCUUCUAUGGCCGUUGCAUUGCGCCAAAUAUUUGUGGCUGUGCGAUGGUGCAGGGUCCGGUGGAGAGCUACCAGAGAUGCGAAAAUGGCUACUGCAAUUCGGAGGGUCGUUGUCGCUGCUUAGUGGGUACGACGCGAUUCAUCGAUAAGUGCAUGUCGCCGGAUACGGUGACUACCUACGCCUCCAUGAAUCCAUUGCGAGUGAAUGCCUCACUAAUGCACGAGUUCGAUUUGCUACUGGGCAGGCACUUUAUACUGGGUUCCGCCGGCAUGAUCGAAUCGAACAGAUGGUUGGUGUGAGCUGGUGAUAACAGAUUGAACAAAAAUACACUUAUACAUGCUUCACAGAAAGAAAAGAAAAGAUACAUUUAAAUACUAUUUACAAUUUCGAUGUCAAGCACAAUGCAAUUGUUGUCUUGAAAUUAAGAUCCGUUGCGCCGCCGUUGCUUAUCACUAAGCUAGUGGCGUGGCUGCAAGGGGGUUGUUUGACUUCUUUGUAUAUAUGUGUGUACAUAUUAUAUUCCUCCUUUUAAUAAGAUGCCACUGCCGAUUAUGCAAAUAUAUUAAUCUAUUUAUGGUUUCACAAA